ACUUAUUUAGCAAGGGAAUUUCGAGCGCACGAGGACAUGUAAUUGGUACACCAGAAUAUACUUCCGUCGGGAUUAAAAUGGUCGGAAUGUAGUAUGCCUGUUGUGGGGAGAUGUCGUUACUGAUUUAUAUUUAACAUGUCCUAAUGUAAUUUAGUUUGGCAACAGAUAGAAUCAAGAAGUUGAAUGCAAUCAUGGAACCAGCAUGUCGUAAAGACAAGCAAAAACAAAAGGACACGUCAAACCGGGGAGACAGAUCUAAACAGAAGUCGGCCCAGCAGGAACUGAAACAGCGGCAGCGAGCUGAGAUAUAUGCUUUAAACAAAGUGAUGACGGACCUUGAGCAGCAGCAGUUUGAAACCUUCUGCAAACAGAUGCAAGGUCCUGCAGAAUGAGGUUUUUUAAUCAAACAUGGACAAAACACCAUGAAAGAGCAGCAUUGUGAAUUGAAUGUACAUGCAGCUAUACAAAUCAAGCUUCAGUUAAAAUAUUACCAAGCUCCAUAUGUUUUGUUGUGGAAUAUGUAUUAUUAUGUAGUACAAACGAAAGUGUUGCCUCAAAUAAACCAAUUUUUAUGAUUUUUCCAAAA
Molecule: messenger RNA, 586 nt
Organism: Brienomyrus brachyistius
Lineage: Eukaryota; Metazoa; Chordata; Actinopteri; Osteoglossiformes; Mormyridae
Product: small vasohibin binding protein
Exons: 3
Coding region: 192-392 (66 amino acids)
Biological process (GO): protein secretion; negative regulation of protein ubiquitination
Cellular component (GO): apical part of cell
Source: RefSeq, a predicted model, not a curated record